This is a messenger RNA of Fibroporia radiculosa, 1077 nucleotides long. RefSeq lists its product as uncharacterized. NCBI's taxonomy places the organism in Eukaryota, Fungi, Basidiomycota, Agaricomycetes, Polyporales, Fibroporiaceae. The coding region runs from base 1 to 1077 and encodes 358 amino acids. The transcript is spliced from 13 exons. The record is from RefSeq and is a predicted model, not a curated record.
AUGAUAUCAAGCCCCGAUGUGACAGCAGAAGAUGUGGUCUCUUGCGCCGCCCACGCGUUCCCGGGGAUGGACUUUCCGGACCUUCUUAAUGACUAUCGUAUAGUUCGUAAUACUUGGUUACUAUCUCUCGCCAUUCUACUUUACGACCAUGCUUUAACGUUGUCUUUGGAGUUUGACUAUGCAUGGCGUCGACGAUUCGACUGGACGCGAUUGCCAUUCUGGGUGAAUCGAUAUUGGCCCCUUGUUCAGCUAUUGUUUGGUAGCUUAGGUAUGUCGAACGCUGGUAAUGUUGCAACGCGGACAUUUAACAUUCCUGUUAGCUAUGAUGGCAAUACCGAGCACACAGCCUCAGUUGUGAGUCACUGGCUCGUUAUCUCGUCCCGCAACGUAAAGCUAGAUAUGCAUGACGACAGGUGUAGGUAUUGGCUGGUUUCCUUGCCGUACAUAAGCAUACCUACCUGCUCGUGUAUGAGCGCGAUCCUGGCAUCCAGAAUAUAUGCCAUGUAUGGCUGCAAUCGACAACUUCUGAAGAUAAUGGUCGUCACGUUCGGCCUGCAAGUCAUUUCCGACACCGUGGUCGGUGGGGUGGUUUUUGAUCGCCUCGGAGUUAUGCCGCUCCCCCCCUCGUAUACCGGGUGCAUUCCCUCUAAUAUCCAGUCUUGGUUCUGGGUAUAUUGGGUCCCAAAACUGGUAUUCCAGACAGGAGUGUUCGCAAUAACCGCUUUCAAAUUCGUGCAAGAGCUACUUGAUACCACCAAGACACCUCAUAUUAUGACUGUGCUUCUGCGUGAUUCGGCUCUAUAUUUCAUUUGCUCGUGCUCCCUUGUAAUAGCCAAUCUAUACAUCUGGAAGACAAAGCCCUCGCUCUUUCUCGCCGCCAUACCUAUAACCACGGCGCUGAACUCUAUUAUGGGCUGCAGGAUGCUGUACAACAUUCAAGAGGCGUUUCAAGAGAUGUCUACUUUUUGCGUGUCUCAAGCACGCAUCUCGCCUCUGCCCUCUCAGUCUGCCCUGUCCAGAUCUGUCGCGAUGUCGUCGUUGUCGACUCAGAGUCGGAUAGACGAAGAUAAACCAUAA